CUCUGGACUUCGAACUGAAGAUAAGCAAUACAGUUCCUAUAUUUUUGUAAAAUGUCUCGUUGUCUCAAUUGAAGUUCGGAAUAUCAAAAAGUUAUUAAGUACGGUUUUUUAUCCGUUUGCGAUGGUUGCCUUCGACAAAAAUUCGAGUGUUUUCAUGCAAACACUUUUUUAUUUGAUGAAUCAAAGUAACAUUGUGCAGGACACUUCAUAUAAUUAUUAUUAUAUGCAAAUAGGCCAAGAUAAUGUUAUAGAGACUAAAGCAUCAAAAUGUUAUGGAAUUUAUGGCUGUUUCGAAUUGAAUUACCCAUGGACGUCAGAAAAUCGACCAGUUGCGUACUAUCCCGAAGAGAUAGAAAAGAUUGAACCUCAGUAUCUUCUUCUAACUCGUCAGAAUCCGGUAAAACCCAUAAUUAUGGAUUUGAAUGAUUUCGAUUAUGACGAUCCCACAGAUUUUGAUCCAGAAAAACCCAUAUACAUUAUAACUCAUGGUUAUAUGGAACGUGGUUCGAUUGGAUGGAUACAAGAAAUUGCAACUGCACUUCUGCGCCUAGAAGACUGUAGUGUGAUUAUAAUAGACUGGCAGAGGGGUUCUGGACCACCGUACACUCAAGCGGUAGCUAAUAUAAGACUUGUAGGAGCUAUGACUGCGUAUUUAUUGGCAGAUCUAGCUAAAUUUACUUAUAAGAAUCUAGAUCACGUUCACGCAAUUGGACAUUCAUUAGGAGCUCAUUUAUGUGGUUAUAUAGGUUAUACACUGCAGAAGGAAUUCAAUCUAACUCUUGGUAGGAUAACCGGUAUGGAUCCUGCUGAGCCUCAUUUCUCAAAAGCUAAACCUCCAGUUCGACUGGAUCGAACGGCAGCAAAAUAUGUUGAUGUUGUACAUACCGAUGCAAGUCAAUUUAUUAGAGGAGGUCUAGGAAUACUAGAAAGUAUUGGACAUGUUGAUUAUUAUCCUAACGGAGGCACUGAUCAACCUGGUUGUACUAAAGGGGUAACUCAAUAUAUUAGAGAUGCAAAUGGAAGUUUGUUCAAUGGAGUUAAGAAAUAUUUGGCGUGCAAUCACGUGAGGAGCCACGAAUAUUUUUUAGAUAGUAUAACACCAGACUCAAAAUGCAAAUAUUUAACGAUUUCGUGCCAAUCAUUUCAAGAUUUUACGAGUGGAAGGUGUUUCGGUUGCUCUGCAAAUAAUGAUAAUUGUAUUCCAUUCGGUUUUCACAGCAGAAAACACUACGAUCGUUAUAUGCGAAGUAAAUGGAGUAAUACCAGCCGAAUUCAAUAUUUUAUUACAGGAGAAAACCGACCAUUCUGCAAACAUCACUACAGAAUAACAGUUCAAGUGUCAAAUUCUAACCAAAGUAGAGCCCACGGUGGUGAAAUAGGUCAAUUGGUAUUCACCAUGCAUGGUACAAGCGAUGGUAGGGGAUCCAAAACAGAGCCUAUAGGAUUCAUAAGUGGGUUCCAUGAACCAGGGGAGUUAUACACAGGGGUCGUAGCAACAGAUCCAGUUCCUCAUUUAAAAGCAAUUGAAAUAGAAUGGAAAUACAACAGUAGUUUAUUCAAUCCAUUAACAUGGAGGAUUUUGACUACACCCAAAAUAUUUUUGAAGAAAAUCACUGUGGAAGGAAUGGAAAUUGGUGAGAACCUGACUGUAUGCCCAAAACAUAAAUUGCCACUGGCAAAUGGUAUUCCUCAACUACUCAUCCCAUCAUAUUGUUAAAAUAAGUGAAAAAACCGUCUUUUUAUUGUUAUACAUUUUAAUUCAUUUGUUGUUAUAUUUAUCAUCGUUUUCAUUAUUUAUUUUUACUUGUAAGGUUUUCAACGAAACAAAAUAUGAACUUAAUUUUCCAAA
Molecule: messenger RNA, 1849 nt
Organism: Diorhabda carinulata
Lineage: Eukaryota; Metazoa; Arthropoda; Insecta; Coleoptera; Chrysomelidae
Product: pancreatic triacylglycerol lipase-like
Exons: 9
Coding region: 122-1717 (531 amino acids)
Biological process (GO): lipid metabolic process
Molecular function (GO): triacylglycerol lipase activity; protein binding
Source: RefSeq, a predicted model, not a curated record